GAAGAUGGCCUUCUUUCAGAACAACUUCUGGGGGGAGAAAAAUGCCGGCUUCGAUGUGCUCUACCACAACAUGAAACAUGGCCAGCUGGCAACGAAGGAGCUUGCCGAGUUUGUCCGUGAGAGAUUCAACUUUUUGAACAGCCCUCGUACAGGUCAACUAAAAUCUGACUGGAAUACAAAACCUUGACCAUCUAACCAUGUAAUCGACUUUUUGGACACUUGGGGCACCAAGCACAAGUUCUGUAUAUCAACUUUUAACGAUAUGCUCUGUUUCUGGUGUCCUGAGAGAAACUACCCUCCGCCUGAAUAAAACAUUAUUUGGGCUUUUUUGUGACAGAAUUCAAGUCCCAGCACAAUGUCAGCAUCACUUCUAAAGAUGGAUAAUGUUUGAUGUGCUGCUGUUGAGGAGACCUACUCCAAGUCAAUGAGCAAACUGGCAAAGAUGGCUAGUAAUGGAAGUCCACAGGGGACUUUUGCUCCCAUGUGGGAUGUCUUCAGGGUCUCUUCGGACAAACUGGCUCUCUGCCAUCUCGAGCUGAUGAGAAAGAUGAACGAUCUCAUCCGUGAUAUCAACAAGUACGGAGAUGAGCAGGUCAAAAUCCACCGAAAGACAAAGGAGGAGAUGGUGGGGACAGUGGAGGCGGUGCAGGCGCUGCAGGUUCAGAGCAGUCACCUUCAGAAAUCAAAGGAAGGAUACCAUGCCAAGUGUUUGGAGCUGGACCGACUCAGGAAGGAAGGAGCUCCACAAAAAGAGCUGGAGAAAGCGGAGCUGAAGUCCAAGAAAGCGGCCGAGUCGUUUGCGUUGUGCAUCGAGAAGUACAACCGCGUGGGAGGAGAGUUUGAACAGAAGAUGAGCGAGUCGGCCCAGAAGUUUCAGGAAAUCGAGGAGGCCCACCUGCGUCAGAUGAAACAGCUGAUCAAAGGUUACUCCCACUCCAUAGAGGACACUCACGUACAAGUGGGACAGGUUCACGAGGAGUUCAAGCAGAAUGUGGAAAACAUUGGCAUUGAUAACCUCAUACAGAAAUUUGCAGAGCAGAAAGGCACAGGCAAAGACAGACCAGCUCUGGUUGGAUUUGAAGAAUAUAUGACAGCACCUGAGGGUGGGAAGAAGAGUCGUGCAAAAGCCUUCAGGAUCCCUGGGCUCGGCAAGAGGGACAAAGAGCCAGACUCUACGGACUCAGCAGUGACAGAAGCACUCAAUUCACCUCUGGAAGUAGACGAUGAAGGAUUCGUCAUCCGAGCUGACAGCACUCAGAAUGGCUGCUCUGAAGAGAAGGAAAACAACUUUUACUCCAGUGACUCUGACUUUGACGAUGAGGAGCCAAAGAAAUUUCACAUCCAGAUCAGGCCGGUCGCCAGCAGCAAUCGCAGCAACUCUGCUGCCACAGAGAAAGAGUUGAAAGCCACCAUUGGGGCACUCACCCUGCCUCCAAACAGAGCAGUUCGACAACAGGUGCCAGUGAAGCGUCAUCUCUCUAGGAACUCGAGUACAACAGGUCGCUCAGAAGAAGGUAAGGGAGCCUUCCACAGGGAUGGAGAUCAGGAGGGCCUACGCAGGUCCACCUCCAGUCCUGAUCACAGCAGGUUAGGCUCAACAGCGUCUGGUUCUGACAGCCUGUUUGGUCCUCCGCUGGAGUCAGCCUUCAAGUCCAAAAGUUUUGAUAGUCGAGAACAACUCAGAGAGCAGAGCACCUUUGGAGCCUCUGAAUAUGCUGCCUUCUCGUCAGACUCCUCCUCUCCAGAGAACGUUGAGGACUCCGGCCUGGACUCACCUUCCCAUCAGACCUUGGGGCCGUCCCCUGAGCCAGCAGGUUGGGCAGCUUGGCCUCCUGUAUCCCAGAGUAAAGAACAGACUCAAACGCUUGGACGACCUGCUGAUCCCUUCCUCUCUGCUUUCCGGGACCCCUCUCCUGGUCGGAGUCCUCUCCCGCAGGAUGAUCCUGCCAGCGUCUGGUCUGUCGCCCCUUCUCGUCCCUCUCGUGUCCCCUCAGAUAUGGACCCCUCAUCUGCUCGGUUCCCUGCUUUCUCACAGUCCCUCCCUCCGCCUGAGAUAGAGUCAUCAGUGUGGAACUGUAAACACAUCCCACCUGAGGAUCCCUUCCUCGCUGCGUUCGAGAGGACUGUCACCCAAGAGACCAUAAACCUGUCUGAUGCUUGGUCCCGCCCACCGCCUCGACAAACACCUGAGGGGAGGGGGAUGGAGGUGCGAGUGGAUCCGUUCUCAAUGACUCUCCCUGACACCAAAAAACUCCCCACCUCAUCCUCGUCCUCCUCUUCAUCCUCCUCUCACCGUAAAGACCGAGAGAGGAAACGAGACCGCAGCCUCCCGCCUCCUGUUACCUCUGAUGACCCCUUUGCAAUCACAAUGAUUGGCAGCCCAACGCACCAAUCAUCUCUGGCUGCAGCUGCUGGAUUAAUCCCCUCUCAAAGCAGCAGCAACAUUGUCAGCUCUAAUAGCAGCAACAGAGUGGGACUCGAUUCUAACUCGAGCUCUUUGCCCACAACUCAGCCCAAGAAGGAGCUGAUGCACUGGAACUCUCUGCACAACCCGUUCAAUGAGGGAGUCUCUAAAACACAGGAGGGAGGAGGAAAAGGAGAGGGAGGGGAGAGGAGGAAACAUCGAUCAUCAGAGAGUGAACCACGCAGGAACGCUCCUCCACUCACGAGGCAUUCAGGACCACAGGAGGAUCUGUGUUUCUCUACAGACAAAGAUCAAGACUGCCUAGAUCUGAACUCUCAGAUCCCAUGCAGUGUCAGCUCUCACAAAGGCUCCAAACACAACUUCAGACAGGACACGACUGAAGUAGUGUCAGCUGCUCCUCAGAGAGCUGCCCGGGCCAAGAGGACUUCAGGCCGACUCAGCGGCUGUGAGAGAUCUCGCUCUCUCUGCUCCUCUCCCCUGCCGGAGCCCAGCCCCUCCCUCACUUCCUCCUCCUCGUCCAGCCCCAGUGAGUGGGGGCCUCAGGCCCGGGACGCUGACUGGGCAGGUCAGAACCGAGCUGCCAGUCCUGCCAGGCCGGGGCAAGUCUCACCAUUGCCCUUCCAGCACCAGGACCACCAACAGAGACCCCUGCACUUGUCUCGAGGUCCCAGUCCCAUUUCUCUCAGCACACAGGAGGCCUGGCCGGUGGCAGCAGCCAUAACAGAAUAUAUUAACGCUUACUUCAAAGGUGGACAACACAACCGCUGUCUUGUGAAGAUUACAGGUGACCUGACGAUGUCCUUCCCUGCGGGCAUCACUCGCAUUUUCACAGCAAACCCUAACGUCCCCGUGCUUAGCUUCAGACUGGUCAAUAUCUCCAGGAUCGAUCACUUUCUGCCAAAUCAGAAGCUGCUGUACAGCGACCCAUCUCAGAGUGACCCGGAUACCAGAGACUUCUGGUUCAACAUGCAGGCUCUGCAGCUCUAUCUGCAGAGAGAGUCUGAACUCAACCCUCAGGCCUCGUACUACAAUGUCGGCCUUCUCAAGUAUCAGGUGUCGUCUCAGGACCCGGGUCGGGCUCCUCUCCUGUUGUCUGCAGAGUGUCAGCGCAGUGGCACAGUGACCCGGGUGUCUUUGGAUUAUCACUGCUGCCCCGCCACCGCACCCUCCACCCAGCUCACUGCCGUCCAGGUGCUGCUGCCAUUGGACCACACCGCCACCGACCUGCAGUGUCAGCCGGCUGCCUCCUGGAAUGCUGAGGAAAGACGGCUGCUGUGGAAACUCCCGAACCUUUCACCAACCAAUCACAGCAAAGGCUCAGGGACUCUGUGUGCCAGUUGGCAGUGCCUGGAGGUCCCCCGCGGCCCUCCACCCAGCCUGGCUGUCCAGUUUGUGGGCUCCGGGGCCUCUCUGUCAGGCAUGGACGUUGAGCUGGUGGGCAGCCGCUACCGCAUGUCGCUGGUCAAGAAGAGAUUUGCCACAGGGAAGUACAUGGCAGGCUGCUCCCUGUGAGCCGUGUAAAUGAUCAUUGCGGCUGCAGCUUCAGAGAAAUUUUCACUUUUUCUUUGUCCAGCGAUGAAAGCAGAAGAGAUGAUUCAUGGUAAGAUGUAAAACUGAAGACGAGGCACCUUUAUUCAGACUGAAGGACAACGUGCACUUACUUCUGACAGUGUCCUGCCGUUUUAGGACCAAGCCUUUUCUUCUUCUUCUCCUCUAAUUUAGGUUGUUGUACACUGACUUUUUCUACAGAAUCAUUUCAUCGUGUUCUCAGACUGCAAACUAAGCUAGAUGUCAAGACUUUUCUUAAAGUACAACAGAGAAUGUGUGAAAAAAGGAUUUUACUGUUUGGGACUCGGAUGCCAUGGGAUUUAGGAUUUUUAAUUUCUGUAAAUAUGGAAGAAACACUAGAAUAUCUUCAAAUAUCGAACCUGUCACUGCGCCUUAGAAAAAGAGAUGUUUGUAAAUCUGCUGUUUGUUCCACAUAGA
Molecule: messenger RNA, 4411 nt
Organism: Cheilinus undulatus (humphead wrasse)
Lineage: Eukaryota; Metazoa; Chordata; Actinopteri; Labriformes; Labridae
Gene: fcho1
Product: FCH and mu domain containing endocytic adaptor 1
Exons: 28
Coding region: 425-3937 (1170 amino acids)
Biological process (GO): clathrin-dependent endocytosis; clathrin coat assembly
Cellular component (GO): plasma membrane; clathrin-coated pit; clathrin-coated vesicle
Source: RefSeq, a predicted model, not a curated record